Messenger RNA from Telopea speciosissima, 1238 nucleotides. Its product is annotated as probable E3 ubiquitin-protein ligase RHC1A. Gene Ontology annotation, molecular function: ubiquitin protein ligase activity. Bases 16 to 1008 code for a protein of 330 amino acids. The transcript has 2 exons. Gene Ontology annotation, biological process: protein ubiquitination. Lineage: Eukaryota; Viridiplantae; Streptophyta; Magnoliopsida; Proteales; Proteaceae. The record is from RefSeq and is a predicted model, not a curated record. Gene Ontology annotation, cellular component: cytoplasm.
UUGAAGCUCACAGCCAUGAAUGAAACUCCUCCUCCUCCUCCUCCGAAUAACUACCGUCCCUACUGGUGUUACCAAUGCCAACAAAUAGUCCGAGUUGCUUCUGGAGGAAACCCAUCUGAUUUAGUUUGUCCUCGUUGUUUCGGCCAAUUUCUCCAAGAACAAGACACAGUGAGACCUAGACUUGUUUUUAACAUCCCAGGUCUUGAUAAUGACUCUGGUUCUCGGUUGUUAGAAGCUCUGUCUCUCAUGCUUGACCCCCCAACCCUUCCGCCGCAGCCGCCAGAGCCAUAUCCUCCUGUUCUUGGUUCAAGAGAUGGGAGGAGGGUUCCGGUACCAGUACCGGGGAAUGGAAUUGCAGCCCGUCCUCGUCUUCCUCAGUCAUGGAUUAUCUUCCGUCCCACUAACCGUGGUGGUGAUGAUGGUGGUGGUCGCCUUCCCAGAAUCAUUUUCCCUCCAGAAAAUCGUUUGCCCCUUUUGCUGAACUCUGAUCCCAGAAAUUAUUUCAUUGGACCUGGGUUGAAUGACCUAAUUGAAGAGCUUACACAGAAUGAUCGACCAGGCCCGCCUCCAGCUCCUGCUUCAGCAAUUGAAGCAUUACCAACAGUAAAGGUUCAACCACAUCAUCUAAAAGAUGAUUCUCUUUGUCCAGUUUGCAAAGAGGAAUUUAAAGUCGGCGAGGAAGCUAGACUGAUGCCCUGUACCCAUGUCUACCAUUCUGAUUGCAUUGUUCCCUGGUUGAGGAUUCACAAUUCUUGCCCUGUUUGUCGCCAUGAGCUUCUUCUUCCGGCUCCACCUGACAAUGAACGUAAUGUUAAUGCUGAUGAUUCUGAUGAGCACGAUAGAAGGAAUCGGCGGCGCUGCUGGAGGUGGAGUCAGCUAUCCUCUCUAUGGCCUUUCAGAUCACCAAAUUUGAGGUAUCAUCCACAUGUUAAUAAUUCUCAGGAUGACACCAUUCUUGCUACUCGUAGAGCAGCUAACUCCUGGUGGCGCUCCUGGUUUCUUCGCUAAACCUUUAUACGUUACUGUCUGUGAUAGAAGAGUUCACAUAUUCUUUAGGAUUGAUCUGUUCUUUAGUCAGGUAAGUGUUAAGCUAAUUUGAGCUGACACUUGGUUGAUUAUAUGUUGUGACUGCAAUUCUUUUAUAUCCAAUGUCUGCAGCACCUCUCUUUCUCUUCUGAGUUUCUCUGUAGAUUCAUUACAUAUUAAUACUUAUUUGGGAUGUAGUCUACUUCUCAUCA